AUGCAUUACUGUAUAAUGUCGAUGUGUAAUAUCACUAUCGUAACAUUAAUCUGUGUACACAUGAUAAAUGUAGCAAAUUGUAGUACCAAUGUUGAAGAUGAACUUUUUCCAUUUGAAGACCUCCCCCCUCUUUGGUCCGAUCACAUGAAAAGUGCUAAACAGACGUUAGAAAACUAUCCCAAUCCAUUCCAAAACUACAAGGCUUGCAACAGGAAUUACCCUAACUCAUAUUUGUGUGACCCGGGUGGAAUACUCGAGGAGUAUGAGGCCGACAAGAUAGAAGAGAUUCUCAGCAAGGAGCGGAAGAAUUCUAAUCAUUUUUGCAGUGAUUUUGGAGAUGUUCCAUAUCAAUUUGGAGUCGGCAUAGCCAGCGACGAUUUGAAAAGCGAUAAGGAAUUGCUGGCCACUGAACUUUGCAGCAGAUGGUCUCUUAGUCACUCUGGCUGCAACGAUGGAAUUAUGUUAGUUUUAUUUCCUUCCAGUAAGGAAAUUGUUUUGCAUUGGGAAAGCGGAGUAGAACCAAUAAUUAAUGCGAAAAUUGCCUCCGCUUUCUAUCGGAUGUGUAGGAACGAAUUAGCCACUAGAGGAUUUGGUCAAGGGGUUGAAAAGUGCGUCAAAUUUAUUGCAAAUCGUCUAAGCGGCGAAACAUUGCCGAUUGAAGAGACGAUGAGGAAAAUUGUAUUCCUAAUAAUUGCCACAGUUACGGCUCUAUUUUACAUAACUUGUAUGUUUGCAGUGAUGGUAGAUAGGGCGUUAUAA
Molecule: messenger RNA, 759 nt
Organism: Babesia microti strain RI
Lineage: Eukaryota; Apicomplexa; Aconoidasida; Piroplasmida; Babesiidae
Product: BmGPI6, Conserved protein, unknown function
Exons: 8
Coding region: 1-759 (252 amino acids)
Cellular component (GO): acetylcholine-gated channel complex
Source: RefSeq, a predicted model, not a curated record